Messenger RNA from Ilyonectria robusta, 1656 nucleotides. RefSeq lists its product as uncharacterized. The coding region runs from base 192 to 1610 and encodes 472 amino acids. The transcript has 3 exons. The record is from RefSeq and is a predicted model, not a curated record. Lineage: Eukaryota; Fungi; Ascomycota; Sordariomycetes; Hypocreales; Nectriaceae.
AUAGGGGCUGUGUGUCUUGUCACAAAACGAGGCGACGAGGCGAACGAGGCUACGAGGCUACGAGGCGAUGAGGCAAAUACAGCCGCUUGACGCCCAACGCCCGCUUCAUCAUCCAUCGGAACUUCCACCCAACAUUCACUGCCCUCUGUGACGGACUACGAUAGACUUCACUUGCAGCUCUCUGCCGAACGAUGAACAAUAGCUCGAGCUACCUCGUUGUCGUGGGCUUGUGCACGGAGCUUCACGAUGUCGCCGAUCCUGACGUGGCGGGAUGGGGAGUCAUCACAGCCUUUACUGCCGCGAUCAUCCUCAAUAUAACCGCCAUCCUAGUAGGAUACCUAUUUGGAGGUCUGCCUCGAGAUCGAUACCACUCACUCGACCGCCAGUUCCUAGCUACGCUUGGCCUCCCAUCUCUGUCGACGUCCUCCACCUGCAUUGCCUUGAAAGACUUGUCUCAGACCAGCAGUCCAAGCAAAGGUCUUCCCAACAGCGAGUCACGCGAUCGACCACCGUCGACAUCCACCGCCGGAGAGUCUUCAGAUACAACAAAGGAGCAGCCUGAUGUCCAGCCCGCGGACUCGACGUCACCCACAGAUAUUAUAACGAGAGAGCGGUGGUUUAGGGUCCUAAAACCCUUCGUGCUAGGAAUGAGCGACCAACAACUGUUUACUGGCAUGGCCCUCAUGGCAGCGACCAUGUUCAUGAUAGGAGGUUUGCAGGGCUUAAACGAAACCCUCUCAGUCUACUCCUUUCGGGUCGUCACCUCUCUAGCAUACUUCUCCUGCAUCAUCCACCUCUGCUCCCUCACCGUCGUUCGGGACCACUUCGACGAGCACAGGCGGCUGGGGUACUUUCGAGCCGGCCUCAUCGUCCUCUUCCUCGGUCUCCUCAUCGUCUGCAUGGUCAUUUCUGAGUCCGUCACGUUUCGGUUCAACUCCAACGUCUCUGUCAAGUGUGCGCUACAGCACUUCCGCCUGGUCGAUCCCCGGAGGCCCAACUACGUCAACGUAUCCGACGAGAUUAUAAUCACCUUCAACCUCGCCGUGCUCAUCUGUAUAAUUCUUAUUGGAUACUACAGACGGCUAAGAGAACUCUUCGACAAGGACUCACGCUACAUUGUCACUGGUGGAACGCCCAGCUCCUUGCUAGACGCCUUCCAGGCUAGUUUUCUCUCGGAAGCCGUUUGGAUGCUAUUCUAUUUCGCCUUCGGGCUCGCCAAUUUGUUCAAGUUUCUCAUUGACGAGAACGCAAACAGUCUUAAUAUUAAGCCUAGUUUCGGUCAGCUUGUGCCCAUCUUUCUGCUUGCCCAGCCUUUCUUGGCCGCUUUCGCAGCAUUAUCAGAAUCGAGGCCAACUAAUGGCUCUGCGAACCGGACAUCAAACAUCCCACUUAACUUGGAGCCCCAAGGAGAACGCAGCUGGCCCAUGGUACUUGGUGUGUUUCUCUACAUCUCGUCACUGUUGGUGUGGGCUUUGAUGUUUGCCAAUAUCAUACCCGGAGCGUUCAUUCUCUCACUCGUCGCUUGUAUAUCAAAGGCUGGGUUUAUAGUUUUCAGAGUCUAUCGGAAACUUGCUGAAGGAGAAAAAAGGUCAAACGCAAUGGGAAAUUAGACUUAGCUAGGUAGAAUAGAGAACAUGUUUGGAGCUAUCUCUGUAG